GCCGUUUCAGCACGCUACCUUCCUUCUUUUCUCUAUUCCUUGUUUCCCCUUGUCUAGAUGCCUUCUUAGCUAGACUUGCAGGGAAAGAAAAGUAGAUGUGCAGUGCAUAAGCCCUCCCUUCUUCGACAGUGGCCGGAUCAAUUCUCUUUCUAUUCAAGCCUUCAAUAUGACUCAAGACGUCGAGAUGAAAGAGGUCCCAGCUCCCUCCAACUCCACCGCAUCCUCUUCCCCUUCAACCUUCCACCAUUUGAAGGAGAUUGCUUCCCUGAUUGAGACCGGUGCCUAUGCCAGGGAGGUGCGGCGGAUAGUGCGUGCUGUGCGCCUGACAAUGGCCUUAAGGCGAAAGCUCAAGGCUCAGGUGCUCUCUGCCUUCCUCAAUUUCGCUCUUACUCCGGGAUCCGAACCUCAUAAUCGGCUAGCCUCCUAUCUUCCCAAGGAGGAUGAACAUGAAAUGGAGGUUGACACUGCAACAUCUGUGACUCAAACUCCUGUGAAACACCCCUUACCAGAACUGGAGAUAUACUGCUACUUGCUGGUGCUAAUAUAUCUUAUUGAUCAGAAGAAAUAUAAUGAGGCUAAAGCUUGUUCAUCAGCGAGUGUGGCCCGGCUGAAGAAUCUGAAUAGGAGGACUGUUGAUGUUCUGGCAUCCAGGCUCUACUUUUAUUACUCUCUUAGCUAUGAACUCACCGGCGAUCUUGCUGAAAUCAGAGGUAACCUCCUUGCUCUUCACCGCAUUGCAACAUUGCGCCAUGAUGAACUUGGCCAGGAAACACUUCUCAACCUGCUACUCCGCAAUUACCUCCACUACAAUUUAUAUGAUCAAGCAGAGAAGCUGAGGUCAAAGGCCCCACGAUUUGAAGCUCACUCAAAUCAGCAGUUCUGUCGGUACCUGUUUUACCUGGGAAAGAUUAGGACAAUUCAGUUGGAGUACACUGAUGCAAAAGAGUCCCUCCUUCAAGCUGCUCGGAAAGCGCCUGUUGCUGCGCUUGGUUUUCGAGUUCAAUGCAAUAAAUGGGCAAUUAUUGUCAGAUUAUUGUUGGGAGAAAUUCCUGAGAGGACUGUUUUUAUGCAGAAAGGGAUGGAAAAUGCUUUAAGGCCAUACUUUGAAUUGACAAAUGCCGUUCGGAUAGGUGAUUUGGAGCUCUUUAAAUCUGUUGCAGAGAAGUUCUCAACCACUUUCAGUUCAGACAGGACUCAUAAUUUAAUUGUUAGACUGCGGCACAACGUCAUAAGGACUGGACUUCGCAACAUCAGUAUUUCUUAUUCUCGAAUUUCACUAGCUGAUGUGGCCAAGAAGUUAAGGUUGGACUCUGCAAACCCUGUUACUGAUGCUGAGAGUAUUGUAGCGAAGGCAAUACGUGAUGGUGCAAUUGAUGCAACUCUUGAUCGUGCUAAUGGGUGGAUGGUAUCAAAGGAAACAGGAGAUAUCUAUUCAACAAAUGAGCCUCAAAUUGCGUUUAACUCAAGGAUUGCUUUCUGCCUUAAUAUGCAUAAUGAGGCAGUUCGCGCACUUAGGUUUCCGCCAAAUUCCCACAAGGAGAAAGAAAGUGCUGAGAAGAGAAGGGAGAGACAACAGCAAGAGCAGGAGCUUGCAAAGCACAUAGCCGAGGAGGAUGAUGAUGAGUUUUAAUUUGGCAUCUGACAAAAUGUUACCUCUUUUCGCCAUCUAAUGCUUUCUUGUCCAGCUGUGCAACUUUCUUUAAGAACUUCCCUACAAGAAUGUUGACCUUUUCUUUUGCUUCACUUUUAUGUUCUGAUUUUAGGAUUCUAUCUCAUAUUGAAGCAACCUCUGCUUGGGUUGCUCCCAUUGAAUUAUCAUUUUUCUUGUUAUUAUUUGAUUUUGCUGCAA
Molecule: messenger RNA, 1849 nt
Organism: Hevea brasiliensis (rubber tree)
Lineage: Eukaryota; Viridiplantae; Streptophyta; Magnoliopsida; Malpighiales; Euphorbiaceae
Product: probable 26S proteasome non-ATPase regulatory subunit 3
Exons: 9
Coding region: 167-1630 (487 amino acids)
Biological process (GO): ubiquitin-dependent protein catabolic process; regulation of protein catabolic process
Cellular component (GO): proteasome complex; proteasome regulatory particle, lid subcomplex
Molecular function (GO): enzyme regulator activity
Source: RefSeq, a predicted model, not a curated record